CAUGAACGCAUAGACCGGCGAAGUUCAGUAGCUGAGAAGGGCAAAGAAGGUGCGGGGAAAGAGCGAUCGGGAUUCAGGACUCGUCCGUGGGCAAUUGCAGGCCGGGUCGAGUCAGUAAAAAACAGAACCGAAGAGACCAACUGGGGCCUUGGGUUCCUUGGUGUUGGGAUAAAUUCACCGCGAGGGAGGUAGUGUUCGAGGAAAGUGCUAGCGCUCAUGCCUGCUGCUCCUGACCGCGAGGGAAUGAGGAAAGCCAGCGAGCCAGCCAUCGUUGUCAUUGUCGUGGGAAGCACCAACUGACUCUCAUGUCCGGAAUGGAAAUCGGAGGCGCUGGAGGCGAGAAUCGAAUUAGUGUUGCCUGUGUCGGAGUGGGGUGCCAGGAUUUGUCCGUCAAGUUCAGCUUGGAGGUCAGCUUCUCGCCGGAUGAAAUACGCCUGGGAAGUUUUGCGACCAUCGUUUGAGAGUGGCAGUCUAGCCUUAAAUAUACAUGCGGUGAUACUUGUUGCGGAGGAAUCGGAACGGAGCGGGAUUGGACUGGCGAGGUUUCUAGAGGAAGAGAGAGCGGACACGAGGCAGGUCUUGUCUCGUUGGAUUUGCAAUUUUGAUUCGAGCAGUAUUCGCGAGUGGCUUGUUGUAUGCACUGUGGGAGUAUCAGGCUAGUCGGUGGCGAUUGGAGUUCGAAGCGGAGGGUGGAAAUCUUUGAUCGAAUCGAGAGAUCGUCGAAGUAUGGGAGAGAUUGAAGAGGCCUUCAAACUUUUUAUGGACUGGGUGGUCUAUUUAAACGGCUUGCACAAGCUCGGAGGACAGAUUCUUGUGGAGUUUGCGAAGAAGCUCGGAGCGUAUCGAAGAGCCAAAAAGGAAGAAGCAGAAUAUUUUGCGCGAGUGGCGGCUGCGGCUCAUAGUCAACGACUGUCACUUUAUCUCGGGCCCGGUAGCUGGCUCGAGGACACUUCAAAAGCUCUUGCUGCCAAGCUGGACUCAGCGACCACGAGAUUAUGGAUUUAUCUGAAUGAAGCUCAUGAAUGCUUGAAUCAUCUGGCCGGAAUUUCGAAGGAUGCGAUUGAAGAACACUCGGAACACGAGGCCACUAGGGAACUCGAGAGAUUCAACCUCUCGACUGGCGAUGAAGUCUGCGCGGGUGCUGAUAGAACGACGCGGAAUGGAAAAUUUCAAGGUCGACUGCCUUUUUCUGAAUAUUCUUCCAUGAUGGCCCUCAUCUACAAAAUGCUCGAGGAGGACUACAACAUGCAGCGGAAGAUCGUUGAGGCCUUGGGACUGGACACACCCGCCGACGCUCUUACAGAAUAUUGCACAAUGUGGCUAGAACAACCGUGUAUAAAGUGGUACGUGAUCGACAGAGCAUUGAGCUGGACUCAGAUCCCCGAGGAAUCCAUGAGUUAAAAUCUGAAGAUGCAGCCCUGUAAUCGAAAUCCGGAAUUUCAAAUCGACUGAGAACUGGGGCAUGAAUAGUUAGUUCUACAUGAAGUGCAGAUAGUGAUCAUUAUUGGAAGUAUUUGUACCAUCACAACUGAUGGUGAGUGAUUUUGGAGGCUUACUUCUUCCUGGUUUCAGUUGCAUGGAACACUUGUACAGCGGAGGAAAAAGUCACACCUGAGGCAUUUGAAGUGACAAAUAUGAGCAGCAGUAGUUACAAUUAGGCAGUUAAUCGAGAAGGGACACCUUUCAAGUAGUCUCUGUAGCAGUAGAGUGGAUGGUCAGUUAAUGGGAUCUUUUAGUGGGAUAGAUUCCUCUUCGCCGCGGGAAUUGAGGAACAUUUCUUCGUUCAUGUCCCCUCUCGUCUCAAGAGAUAUGUCAGAAAAUGGAAAACUUGCACUACAAUUUUUUCUAAUACAAAGGCCGUAAUCAUAGCGUUCCAGUUCAGGAAAAAAUUCUCAACAUCUGAUUGU
This is a messenger RNA of Marchantia polymorpha subsp. ruderalis, 1907 nucleotides long. The record is from the annotation of a GenBank genome assembly. NCBI's taxonomy places the organism in Eukaryota, Viridiplantae, Streptophyta, Marchantiopsida, Marchantiales, Marchantiaceae.